CCAAUCAAUCGACUCACAGGCUCCAACAGAUUCUUGUUCGCAAGCCGAGCAAGCACGAGAUCCAAAACUCUAUAAUUCAAGCUCACGCCAUCCGAAACCCUGAUUCAACGUUGCAGCUUCAAUCAGAAAAUGGAGCUUGCCAAGGCCGCUUCGAUUACCGCGCAAGCUCCUGGCCUUGGUCCCUGGAGCAGAAAAUUGGGCGAUGAAAGUUUUCAGUUGAGGUUUCACCGUAAGAAUGGGAAGAAGUCUGCAAGAGUAGCGUUAGUUGUGAGGAUCUCCAGUGAUUCAACCAGCGAUUCAUAUUCAGCCAGCGUUGAAUCUCUGGUCGGCGAUGCUGUCGAAGGCACCGAGGCCGAGGCGGAGGCAGUUUUAGACGUAAGGCCAGGGUUUAGCGCCUAUAAUGUGCUUGCUGGAAUGCCGCUGCCAUUCGGUGCGACGGCAAACGAAGUUGGAGUGAACUUUGCUGUGUACUCUGGUGAUGCUUCGGCGGCCACCCUCUGCCUUUUUACCCUUUCAGAUUUGACGAAGAAUAGAGUUACGGAGGAGAUUCCGCUUGAUCCAGUGAUCAACAAGACUGGGAGCAUUUGGCACGCCUUUCUGGAAGGCAAGUUCAGGGAUAUUGCAUAUGGUUAUAAGUUCGAUGGAAAGUUCUCUCCGGAAGAGGGACUUUACUUCGAUAAUUCUCGUGUUAUUCUGGAUCCAUAUGCGAAGGCAGUCAUAAGUAGAGGUGAGUAUGGUAUCCUUGGAACAGAUGGAAAUUGUUGGCCUCAGAUGGCUGGCAUGGUACCACUUUCAAACAGUGAGUUUGACUGGGAGGGCGACUUGCCUUUACGGUAUCCUCAAAAGGAUCUGAUAAUUUAUGAAAUGCAUGUUCGUGGUUACACAAAACAUGAUUCAAGUAAGGUAGAUUUUCCAGGAACUUACAUUGGUGCCAUACAGAAGCUGGACCAUUUGAAGGAGCUCGGGGUCAACUGUAUUGAGCUAAUGCCAUGCCAGGAAUUCAAUGAGCUUGAAUACUUCAACAGCUCUAUGCAUGGUCAGAACAGGAUGAAUUGCUGGGGCUACUCAACAAUCAACUUUUUUUCACCAAUGUCAAGAUAUUCAUCUGCGGGUACAGCUAACUCUGGUCAUGAUGCGAUCAAUGAAUUCAAAAUGCUUGUUAGAGAAGCUCAUAAACGAGGCAUUGAGGUGAUCAUUGAUAUUGUUUUUAAUCAUACUGCUGAGGGGAAUGAAAAUGGUCCCAUACUCUCAUUCAGGGGCAUUGACAACAAAACUUAUUAUAUGAUUGGACCGAAGGGCGAAUUCUACAAUUAUUCAGGUUGUGGGAACACCUUUAAUUGUAACCAUCCGAUUGUCCGUCGAUUCAUAAAAGAUUGUAUGAGAUAUUGGGUCACAGAGAUGCAUGUUGAUGGCUUUCGCUUUGACCUGGCCUCUAUAAUGACAAGGGCUAGCAGUUUAUGGGAUCCAGUUAGUACAUACGGAAGACAAGUAGAAGGGGACCUAUUGACCAUGGGAACUCCUCUUAGCAGCCCUCCAGUCAUUGACAUUAUUAGUAAUGAUCCAUUUCUCAGAGGGGUCAAGCUGAUUGCUGAGGCAUGGGAUGCGGGAGGCCUUUAUCAAGUUGGUCGGUUCCCUCAUUGGGGAAUUUGGUCAGAAUGGAAUGGGCAGUACCGCGAUGUGGUGCGGCAAUUUAUAAAAGGCACUGAUGGAUUUGCUGGAGCUUUUGCCAAAUGCCUUUGCGGAAGCCCCAACCUAUAUCAGGAGGGAGGACGGAGGCCUUGGAACAGUAUCAACUUUGUUUGUGCACAUGAUGGAUUCACUCUAGCAGAUCUGGUGACAUACAAUAACAAGAAUAACUUUGCAAAUGGCGAAGAUAACCGAGAUGGAGAGAAUCAUAACUUAAGCUGGAACUGUGGCGAGGAGGGAGAGUUGGCAAGCUUAUCAGUUCGAAGGUUGAGGAAACGGCAAAUGCGUAAUUUCUUCCUCUGCCUUAUGGUGUCUCAGGGGGUUCCUAUGAUUCACAUGGGUGAUGAAUAUGGCCACACGAAAGCAGGCAACAACAACACAUACUGCCAUGACAAUUAUCUGAACUACUUCCAAUGGGACAGGAAGGAGGAGGCAUCAUCUGACUUCUACAGAUUCUGCCGCCUCAUGACCCAAUUUCGCCGCGAGUGCGAAUCCCUCCGCCUGAACGACUUCCCCACAGCCAAAAGACUGCAAUGGCAUGGCCACCUCCCCGGCGCACCGGACUGGUCAGGGACGAGCCGAUUUGUCGCCUUCUCACUGAUAGACGCACUGAAGAGGGAGAUCUAUAUAGCCUUCAACACCAGCCACCUGCCGGUGAUCGUCACCCUCCCGGACCGCCCAGGCUUCCGCUGGGAAUCCCUUGUUGAUACAGCCAAGCCGGCGCCCUAUGAUUUUCUAUCUGAUGAUCUCCAUGAUAAGAAAACUGUCACAGAGCAGGUUGCCCACUUCCUAAACUCUAACCUUUACCCCAUGCUAAGCUACUCUUCCAUUAUCCUCCUGCUCUAUCCUGACUCUUAAAAAUCAGAAAUUUAUGUAUAGAUUAGAUGAACAUUUUGUAAGAUAAAAACUCAUAAUAAGAAAUAGCGAGAACUUCUCCUCGUA
This is a messenger RNA of Dendrobium catenatum, 2628 nucleotides long. Its product is annotated as isoamylase 1, chloroplastic. Gene Ontology annotation, biological process: carbohydrate metabolic process. Lineage: Eukaryota; Viridiplantae; Streptophyta; Magnoliopsida; Asparagales; Orchidaceae. The transcript is spliced from 18 exons. The record is from RefSeq and is a predicted model, not a curated record. The coding region runs from base 130 to 2544 and encodes 804 amino acids. Gene Ontology annotation, molecular function: hydrolase activity, hydrolyzing O-glycosyl compounds.